AAUUGGGUCUUUGCGGCGCAAUACCGCUACUCUCUACACUUGCCUUGCUCCCCUCGAGACCAAUUCUGUGAUCAUUGAAGGUGCUCGAUAUUUAUGGCAUUUCGGAAAGCCUUCUUUGCCUUCCUUCUCAUUUCCAGUUACCUGCGCUGGACUCGAAUGCAUCACUCAUGUCUCUCCCUUCCCUACAGAGGCUCGAGUUUGAUUUCAAUGGCUACUAUAAGGGAAAUCCGGGGCGGCAUAUACUCGGGAAGCGAUACGAUUCAAAUGUCGCAGAAAUUAGCAUUCUGGGAGCGAAUCAUUAUGCCUAUUGUGAGCCUGACAUCAUCCGCUUCAAAGCGCUACAGCGCUUUUUUUUUGAGCCUGGAUCGGGAUGUCGGACAUCUCGGAGAUAUCAGCCCUCAGAUGGCUGUGGAUGACCUGGCGAUGAGCAGCAAGACACUGCAGCACAUCACGAUACAUGUCUUUGCCGAUACUCCGGCGUCAUUCGCUCACUUCGAGUGUUUGCGCGUCCUCGAUGUCGACAGCAGCUGUCUCAUCAACUGGGUUGAAAACCCGCCUAACCGCGAGCUUGUAGGGCAAGCACUUGCGCAAAGACUGCCUAGGUCACUCGAGCAGUUAUGGUUCCGACCCUGGAGUACAUUUGUUCAACUUAUCAACUACCCUACGAUGCUUCUUGGCCCAAUCGGGGACUCAUUUGGUCUAAGUAUUACUCUCUGAGUUCACCUUAGAGCUUGCGGGUGAUCGCUUUCCCUAUCUGCGGCGCAUUCUUCUCGCACACAUUCGCGAAAAAGAUACCCCUCGGUACCGUUAUCAUAGGUGCGAAGAGCAUUGUCGGCGGGAGAUGGAGAGAUUUGGGUUGAUAGAAAGGUUUGAGGCAGCCGGAGUUCAGCUUCUCCCUUGAUACGACAUCUCUGCCUCUGACAACGACUUCUCCAAGGAAACGAGUAUGCCUGUCGGAGGGGGACAGGCUAGAAUAGAUCGAAUCACCACAUUUUAGAACUCAUUAGGCUACUAAGAAGUUGUUCCCAUCGUAAAAUUUGUCGGGCGUACAAUUAGUUUGUGGCUUCAUAUAUGCCAGACAUGGAAGCUUGGAGAAAAGCCUAUGAUAAUACAUCGUGUUUUUGGCUGAAGAUCUCACCUUCGGCCAUUAUUUUCCCCCUUCCGUAGCCUUUUCCUUGUAGACUUUGUG
Molecule: messenger RNA, 1189 nt
Organism: Mytilinidion resinicola
Lineage: Eukaryota; Fungi; Ascomycota; Dothideomycetes; Mytilinidiales; Mytilinidiaceae
Exons: 1
Coding region: 94-717 (207 amino acids)
Source: RefSeq, a predicted model, not a curated record